CACUUAGGAUUUUCAGCAUCAGCUUCUCUUUGUUUUGUGUGACCUUAUUAAAAUGUAUUAACUGACAUAUUUUCUCUGUCUGAGGGAUGUGAGCACACAUCCUGUCCAGUGUUGUCUCUUUAAAAUCGAUUGUGCGUGUUGACCUAUUAAAGCACUGUUAAGCAAAUUGUGUUUUUGAACGAUGUCCCAGUGUCCUCUCUGCCAACAGCCAAGACUAACUGCUAAAAGUGGCCUUCUCAAUGGCCGCCUCAGCUUCCUCUGAGUGGGCGCCAUCUUACUGUUUCCCUUGGAGGCAGGACGACGCUGUGGGGAGCCAGUCCGCUGUCUUCCAAGUGUUGCUGGCUGAACUAAUAUCAAAGGCAGCAGAGGCCCAGUGGGACCUUGGCCUGCCCUCAAACAACAUCAUGGAUCUCACUGCAGACUCUGGGACACUCCCUACCCACACCACUGUAGGAGGACUUGCGUUGGAGCAGGAGCUGUCUCUGUCCAGCACUUGUUGUCAAACAGAAAGCGGAGGCUCCAUCUUACUGCAGCUGUUGGAAUUUAAAAUGCAUCUUCUUGAGGUUGUAGAGGAGCUGCAUAUACGGAGGCAUGCAGAGACACGCUUCGAGGAUCAGAUCAGUACGCUGGUGUUGGAGAAACAGGAGCUGGAGUGGGAGAAGGAAUCCCUACAGCAUCAAAGUGAAACCAUGGCGAACCAGCACACAGAGUCAAUAAUGAAUGUUAGGAAGCAGUUUCAGGCCAAAAUAAGACACAUUGAGGAGGAGAAGGGCAAACACCAGGUCAGUGCUGAGCUAAAAGACAAGGAGAUUAACAACUUGAAAGGAGAGUUGAAGUCGCUACAGUUGCUGAAGUAUAACUUGGAGAAGAAAUCAAGCGAGCUGGAACAGAAACUGGUGUUGCAGAACAGGUCGAAAGACAACCAUUUGAACCAGCUGGUGGAGAUUGAGAAACGAUUCAGCGCUCUGUCGAGACAAUGUGCCAUGGUCAAGCAGGCCCAUGAGACACUAGAGCAGAAUGUUGAUGAGGCCAUGAAAAGAAAUAAGAAAUUGACUUCUGCAAAUGAAAAACUAGAAGCAACUAUUGUAUCACUGAAGAAGGAAUUGGAGGAGGUCAAUAGCAAUCUGAUCAAGGUCAAGAUGUCUUCAGUUAGACUUGAUAAGAACCCCAGUCCAACAGGCAGAGAGCAGCGUAUACAGCAGCUGCACCAGAAACUGACUAUGGAAACUGAAAUGAACAAGCAGCUCACGGAAGAAAAUGUAGCUGGACGAGCAGAAAAACAGGAGGUGAUGAGGUCUUUGCAGCAUACCCAGCAGCUGUUGUUGACUCAGACACAGACAGUAAGCAGAGUAGAGCUGGAGCUGCAGAUGCAAAGAGAACAGUACCAGGCCCUUAAGCAGGAACAUGAGGUGAUGCGAGAGAAAAGCAAGGCAACGGAAGACAAGGUGGUCCAACUGAUGGAGAGCUACACUGCUUCCAAGACCAGCUGGGACAAAGAGAAGGAGGUGUUUCUGGAUCGCAUCGAGAGUGAGCAACAGGAACUUCAAGCACUGAAGGAAGCUUAUGACAAACUUCAUCAGAAAUACACUGACCUGUCCUCACAGGCCAAAGUGCAGGCUCAGCAAAUUUGUGAACUAGAGAGGAGGGACAGCAGUCAGAGCCUCAGUGUUUCUACCCAUCUCUUUCCCACUUUUGUGGACGAAACAAGAGGAGAGGAAACCUAUAAUGAACACAUCUCCAGCUCUGAGCCACCUGUCUUUGGCAGCCUGCAGCACUUGGCCUCGUCUCAGACCAAGAAGCCAGACUGUCUUAAUGAGACAGAUGUGAUGACUCAGCCAGUAGUCACUGGAUCACCUGGAGAGCAAGAAAUCCCAAUCCCCCAUCAACAGUCUCAAUUUAAACAGUCCCUAAACACAUCAAACCUUGAUACCUGCGCACUUAACAACAACCUUUUCAACCGCUGUUGUCAAUCUGGAAUAACAGGCAGUGACAGCAGCGUGUCAAACAAACACAUCAAAAACUCUACUCGUCAGAGUGAUCCUGAUGUAGUUUCAGAUUUAAUUGACACUGCUUCCUCUGGGUCUGCUAAUGGUCCACUGAUUAGCAGAGGUAGCAAUGUGAGCAACACCUCAGGUGCAUCAGUUUCUGGUUACAUAUCUGUUGAUGGAUCUGGAGACUUACUGAGCAAAGAAAAGAGUGACGGAGGUGAGAAAGAACUGGGAUGGAAAGAUGAGGUGGAACAUGGAAGAAGCACCAGAGAAGAGGAGACAACAAGUGGGAUGCAGCAGUGGAAUAAAGUAGAAGUCCUAGGAGAAAAUGUAAAAUUGGGAAGAAGCACUACAGAAACGAGAGGAAUGCUCAUGGCCAAAACAGCAGAUAGAAGAGAGGAUAUCCAGCGGUCAACAGAGGAUUCAAGGGACACCAAACAGCCUAAAAGGGAAGCAAAAGAAGGAGAAGGAACAUAUAGAGUGGAGGAGAGAGGGAAGACAGGGUCACACACUCCAGAAAUGCAGAUACCGGCCCAGACGAUUACUGAUACAACUACUAAGAAGAGCCACGCACAGCAGGUCAUUGACUUCAUGGACACAGAGUCACCACUGACUGCCUCUGAGUCCUCAGACUUUUCGAAGAGUCUGUCUCACAAUGUCAGUGUGAUGGUUGCUGACUACAGGCUUGUGAACACAGCAUAUGAAUUGAGAAGAGAAGUACAUGCCUUCCGCUCUGAUGAGCACCAAAAUGCCAAUGAUGGACACUGUCAUGACGAGCCCCAAACCUUUGCUCAAGAUUUACUUGAUCAAGUGUAUGAGAAAACCAUGCAAGAGAUGCCAUCUGGCAAAUCCAUAGCCAACAUCCCCACUGAAGUUUUUGAACAUCUGAAUCAGUCAAGUGUUGGAAACUCACAGACCAAUACUGUGGCAUUACCUACUCAGUCAAAUAAUAUUGUCAGUAUCCAAGAGUUAGAGACAAAUGCAGCACAAACACAAUCUAGUAAGCCUUCCGUCAUUACCAGAAACAUGGAGCAAACAGAUGAAAUAUGUGAUUCACGUUUGAGGGACGAUUGUGUGUUAGUGACAACAAUGUUUGAACUACGAGCAUCACCUCAAAGUCAGGAGACAUCAGAGCGGGAGUGUGGACAGCAGAGGUCUCUGGUAACUGAUGAUGAGGAUGGUGAUUCCAGUGCAUCUAUGAAGAGGGAAGGUCAGUCAGAUGUAGACACAAGUGAAAACGAUACCUGUGAGACUGUCCCAGAACAUGUGAAGAAAUCUGACGUAAAGAAGGCCUGCGUUGAUGCCACAAUUGAUAUGGUGACCAUUGCGCCUGAGGCUGAGACUGGCAGCUGUCAGGAGCACAUGAAACAUGAAAACUUUGAGAACACAGGAGAUGAAAAGAAGACCAAAAGAGUAGUCUGUCCAAGUCAUGAGAGUGAUGCAUCACCUGGGACCAGCAGUGCAAUAUGCUAUGUGCAGUCUACAGCAAAAGAAAUGCUGCUUGAAGACACUAACAAUGAGUCAUCUCUGCCCAGCAACACCGCUUACAAGUCAUCAUUAGACUGGAGCUGCACUCAGAGAAAAACAGGAUCUGUUGCAUCUGCGCAGAAACAAAGUGGUCCUGGUGGAUUCCUCAGACAUUCCUCCACCACAAUACCCAGGUUCCUCAAAAGCAACCAUAACAAAGUCCCCUUGGUGGUUGCCAGUGCGUCAGAUCUGUUGAAUGCCUCCAGUGUCUCUGGGACCCUGACUUCCUGGAGGAGACACCAGCAGGGAGAGUUGAAGGCCAUGGGAGAGACAGCAACAGCAGACAUGGAGAGCAGAGCUUCUCAGUCCAUCAGUUCUUUUCCAGUCCCCACAUCCUCCGUCACAGUCACCACACUACCAUGGCAGAACACCCCAGGGUGUAGCAGAGCUCCAGCUCCAGGUCCGAGUUCAGGUUUAGACUUUGAACUAUCUUGCUCCGAGGAGAGGGAAGACCAACAGUCAUCAUUCAGAGCCCAGAUCUCCAAAAUUGAACAUUUUCUCAACACAGAGAGGCUCCGUCUGCCCAAAAGACGAAGAACUGACAACUAAAACAUUAAAACUUACUGUUCUAUUAAGGGGUGCUACCCUAUCUAUGGUUCUGUAGCACAUAUUUGGUAACUGCUAGUCUAGGUUGAAAUGUUCUGAAUGUUCUUCAUAGGAGCUAUAAUUUCCUAUUCACUUUACCAUUAACAACAUUUCAAUGUUUGAUUUGACCGGAAAACUACACUAUUCAUUUGUUGUUGUGGCAUGUCAUUGUAUAACUACAGCUAGGCAGGAGAAGAGGGAGCUGAUUAUUCCAUUCAACAUUUAUAUGACCUUACUAUAUUUUAAAUAUUUAAAGAUAACGUUGUAUGUGUACAAAGCAAUGUUGAAAUGUAAACAUUAUCAUAUAUACUUUAAAUAAAACAUAUGUGUUAUAUUUAUCAUUUGUUAACUUCA
Messenger RNA from Acanthopagrus latus (yellowfin seabream), 4454 nucleotides. RefSeq lists its product as uncharacterized. Bases 240 to 4064 code for a protein of 1274 amino acids. The transcript has 21 exons. The record is from RefSeq and is a predicted model, not a curated record. NCBI's taxonomy places the organism in Eukaryota, Metazoa, Chordata, Actinopteri, Spariformes, Sparidae.